AUGGAGGAGUCACUGUACCUCAAUAUUACUCUCAACAGUACGCUCAACUUCACACUGCCACCUCAGCAGAGCACAGAGAACAGUUCAGUCAACACCACAGCUAAGCAAUUCAGCGUAUUUGAUGGCUGCGAAGAAAUGGUAGCCGCAAUCCUCUUCGAUCUAGCAGUGCAGGUUUUCAACGUCUUCCUGGGUCUCCCUGCUAACAUUAUGGUCAUGUUGAUCAUCUAUCAUAACAGGAGGGAGCCCUCCACUUCCGACAUAUUCAUCUUCCUUUUAGCCUUCCUGGAUGCCUACUUUGGCAUCAUGGUGCCCAUAUCUUUCCUAAACCUCUACUACUGGCAAAGCAAGGAAGCUUGGUUGGCAAUCAAGUUUGUUUAUGGAGUGAAAGACACCAGCGGACCUCUAUUCCUCUCUUGCAUCUGCCUGGACCGCUUCAUAGCCGUGCUAUUCCCUAUCACCUUCAGCCGCCUCACGCACAUCAAAUACCGGGCCGGCUGCUCCGUGGUGGUGCUGGUGCUCACCUUUAGCUAUGCCUCCGCUAAGACCAUUGGCGGUAUCCCUCAUUUCGAGCGCAUCUUCACUGCUGAGAUCUUGAUGGUGUUCAGCCUCAUGGUACUGUGCAACCUAGCCAUCCUGCAGGUACUACAGCGCUCCCGGGCCGGCCGUGACGAAAUGCAUCCCAUGAAGAAGAAGGCCUUCAAGAUGGUGCUGUCCAUCCUGGCCAUAAUAAUCUUCAACUACCUGCCACUGGUCGCCAUGUUUCCCUUCCAGGAUAGCUACACGCCUGACGUGUUCCGUUGCUACAUCCAACCCGUAGGCUUUGCCUUUGUAAACAUCAGCAGCAGCAUACAGCCUCUCCUCUACUUGACCCGCCUGGAGAAAGUACCCUAUCUGAGCGAUGCUUGUGCACAGAGGUGCUCCUCCAAAAAGCCUUCUGAACCUACAUCUGCCUAG
Molecule: messenger RNA, 954 nt
Organism: Scleropages formosus (Asian bonytongue)
Lineage: Eukaryota; Metazoa; Chordata; Actinopteri; Osteoglossiformes; Osteoglossidae
Product: G-protein coupled receptor 4-like
Exons: 1
Coding region: 1-954 (317 amino acids)
Biological process (GO): positive regulation of Rho protein signal transduction; phospholipase C-activating G protein-coupled receptor signaling pathway
Cellular component (GO): plasma membrane
Molecular function (GO): G protein-coupled receptor activity
Source: RefSeq, a predicted model, not a curated record